Molecule: messenger RNA, 885 nt
Organism: Rhododendron vialii
Lineage: Eukaryota; Viridiplantae; Streptophyta; Magnoliopsida; Ericales; Ericaceae
Product: protein FANTASTIC FOUR 2-like
Exons: 1
Coding region: 1-885 (294 amino acids)
Source: RefSeq, a predicted model, not a curated record
AUGUCCUCCAUUGUGUGUCAAAGGUCUCAACCCUGCCUCUACCCGUUGCUCACAGAACCACGUGUUUCGAUACACAAAUCAAAUCCCUUCGAAUCCUUCCCUCAAAAUCAAGAAGAACGCCCUGAGAAUUCUCGCAGCAAAAACAAAAACAGCAACGGCGAAUCCGGUGUUUGGAGCUUCAUACAAUCACUAACCGACAACUCCCACAAUUGCAAAGACCUGUCAGAUAACAACCAAGUCUUUGUCCACCCUCUUGCGAAGCGCUCUGCUUCAGCACUGAGCGUGAAAAGCCUGGAAAUGUGCACAGAGAGUCUAGGAAGCGAAACGGGCAGCGACAUUAGCGAGAGCAGUGACGAAUUCCCUCCUUUUUCAUCCAAAAUUGAGAGUUCUCACUCAGUUGGGAAACUAAAGUCCCGAGACAUGGAAUUCAGUCGGAAACUGAUCCCCGACCGCAGUUUCCCGCCUCCCCUGACUACGAUCAGUGGCUCGGACAGUGUUCGAAUGAGGUCCCACCGGGAAGGCGGCCGGUUAGUUGUAAAAGCCGUUACUGUCGCUUCUUCCAUCGGUUACUUUCAAGCCGAUCGAGCCGACGGCCAUCUUAGGCUUUGUUUGGUGAAAAAUAGUAAAUCUCUGGACUAUGACAAUGAGCAAGUUGAUGAAAGUGACUCUAGAGCUUUAGGCUAUUAUGGUGAUGAUGGGGAUGGUGUUGAUGAUGAUGAUGGUGAUUAUGGUAUGUGGGUUGAGGGCAGAGGAGAGAAUAUUGGGAAAGGUGAGGGUGAAAGUGGGAUUGGAGAGAUUCAAAGGCCAAGUAGGUGCAAGGAAGGUGGUGGGCGAGGGAAGAAAAGGAUGUCCAGUUGGAGGCCAUUUCUUAAAGCUCUCUGCUAA